Messenger RNA from Tribolium madens (black flour beetle), 2401 nucleotides. It is a transcript of the gene fat-spondin, whose product is annotated as spondin-1. NCBI's taxonomy places the organism in Eukaryota, Metazoa, Arthropoda, Insecta, Coleoptera, Tenebrionidae. Gene Ontology annotation, molecular function: serine-type endopeptidase inhibitor activity. The record is from RefSeq and is a predicted model, not a curated record. The transcript has 8 exons. Gene Ontology annotation, biological process: cell adhesion. Bases 31 to 2319 code for a protein of 762 amino acids. Gene Ontology annotation, cellular component: extracellular matrix.
UCAUAACAAUUCAGUUCCAUCACUGCCAAUAUGUUAAAACCAUUACUGAUUCUCCUAUUUUAUUUCGUGUGUUUUGUUUGGUGCUGCAUUCGGGAGCCAAGCAUCUACCACUCAAAAGUACCCAAAUUGCCGGGCGAUAAUGGUUUCCAAAUCCGAAUUAAUGAAAAUCCGGAAAAGUAUAUCCCGGGCAAAGUUUACACCCUUUAUUUAAUGGGUUUAAAGACUCACAACAAAUUACAACACUUUAAACGCUUCACAAUCAACGUCGAGGCGACCAAUGAGCCUGGCAACUUAUCACCACAACGAGUCGGUAGCUUUCAGUUAUUCAGCGAUUCGAUUUCUAAAUUUAACGAGGAAUGUGUAAAUACAAUUUCCGAAAGCAAUGAUUCGCCAAAAACCGAGGCCUUCUUCAUGUGGGCUGCCCCUCCACCAGGCUCAGGUUGUGUCACCUUCAAGGCCAUGGUCCUGCAGGAUUCCACUCACUGGUAUGCCGAUGAGGGCAACCUUACUAAAACUUUCUGCGAGCAAACGGAAAAAGACAUAAAAUUGGAUGAAAACGACUGUUGUGCUUGUGACGAGGCCAAAUAUAGCAUGAUUUUUGAAGGUAUUUGGUCGAACAAAACACACCCCAAGGAUUUUCCGUUUUCCUUGUGGCUGACUCACUUCUCAGAUGUAAUUGGGGCGUCGCACGAGAAGAAUUUUAGUUUUUGGGGUGAAGGCCAAAUUGCUUCUGAAGGGUUCAGAAGUUUGGCGGAAUGGGGGUCUGUAAGGCUUUUGGAAACUGAAUUAAGGGCCAAAAGUAAAUAUUUGAGAACUAUUAUUAAAGCAGCUGGAUUGUGGUACCCAAAUGUCAAUACUAACACUUCGGCUAAUUUUAGAGUCGACAGGCGACACCAUUUGAUUUCUUUGAGUUCAAUGCUUGGGCCUUCUCCGGAUUGGGUUGUCGGAGUUAACGGUUUAAAUCUUUGUCUCAAAAACUGUACUUGGAUUGAAGAUUUGAUCAUCGAUCUCUUUCCAUACGAUGCUGGAACUGAUAGUGGGGUCUCAUACAUGUCACCAAACGCUGAAACGAAACCGAGAGAACGCAUGUAUCGCAUCACUACGACUUAUCCUGAAGAUCCCAGAGCCCCAUUUUACGACCCCUCGAAAAAAGAAAUGACACCCCUAGCUCGACUUUAUUUAAAACGCGAAAAGUUAAUUCCGAAAAAUUGCGAUGAAAACUUCCUAAACGCCCAACUUGACUUUAGUGAAAACACUGAAGAAGUUAACAGACCCGAAUGUGCUGUCACCGAAUAUAACGAAUGGAGUGAGUGUUCCGUCACUUGUGGUAAAGGUUUGCGAAUGAGAAGUCGCGAAUAUCGAAUGCCUCAAAAAGCCAAAAUGUUCAAUUGCAACCGCCAACUGAUUUCGAAAGAAAUGUGUGUGGCUACAGUGCCAGAAUGCGAUGGAGGAACCCCCGACGAAGAAGAAGAAUCAAUCGACGAUAUUCCCUUAGAGAACAACGAAGGAUUUUGCGCGACUUCUCCUUGGGGACCUUGGUCCGAAUGUUCCGCCACUUGUGGAGUGGGUUUUAAAAUGCGUACUCGACUAUUUAUCGACAGAAUGGGUCGGAAAAAGUGCCCACAUGUCACUGUUGUAGAAAAGGAGAAGUGUAUGGGGCCCCCUUGUACAGCUGAACAAAUUGAAAUCCCUGAUCCCAUGUGCCCCACAACUGACUGGAGUGACUGGAGUCCUUGCAGUGCUUCCUGUGGGAAAGGAGUUAAAAUGAGGACUCGGUUGUUAUUGGUGGAGCCAGGAUUGCAACAAAAAUGUAGUUCGAGGGUGGAAUUAGUGCAGCAAGCACCUUGUAUGGACACUCCUGAUUGUACCAUAGACAUGGCAACAGCCAAAGUCAUUUGUAUGCAAGAAAGUGAGCCUGGACCUUGCACUGGUUACUUCAAUCGUUGGUAUUUCGAACCCCGGAAAAUGAUGUGUGUUCCGUUUAUUUAUGGAGGUUGUAGAGGAAACAGAAAUAAUUUCUUAACGGCUCAGGAAUGUAUGGAAGCGUGUCAAGUAGUAAGAGAUGCUUUGAAGGGAAAUAUCAAUAAUGAAAAUGUAAAUUCGAAUCCGUCAGCAGUUGCGUCCAGUAGCGGAAAUAAUGACAGAUUUGUUGAUUGUAUGGUUUCGGAAUGGUCCCCUUGGUCUCAGUGCAGCGUAACUUGUGGGAUCGGAAUUUCCGAAAAGUUUCGAAUGGUGAAAAGACCAGCAGAAAACGGAGGGCGACCUUGUCCCUCGAGACUCGUCAAAAAGAGACGUUGUAGAGGACCUCCUUGCGUCUAACAAUCAUUAAUAACUCCUUAUUUACUUAAAAAUGACAUUAGGGCCAUUGUUAUAUUUUAAAGCAAUAAACGACUUAAAGGAA